This is a messenger RNA of Mytilus californianus (California mussel), 1792 nucleotides long. RefSeq lists its product as uncharacterized. The transcript has 2 exons. The coding region runs from base 176 to 1138 and encodes 320 amino acids. NCBI's taxonomy places the organism in Eukaryota, Metazoa, Mollusca, Bivalvia, Mytilida, Mytilidae. The record is from RefSeq and is a predicted model, not a curated record.
CAUUAUAUCAAUUUCAUAAAAAUAUGUUGGUUUUACGUUUAAAAAUAUAGCAUAGAUGGCAUCAUCAUCCAUAUGUGAUUAAUCUAUCGAUCAGGUCCACGUUGGUAGCUGUGGGUUAUCUAGUUUUUUAUUAAGAACACAGGUAUUAAAAUGAAAAGCAAACCAUGCGAUAGAAAUGCGGUUUGGGAGAAGAAUUAUUCAUGUAUUUGUCUCUGUAUUCGCCAUCAUUGGCACUGUGUAUUUCAUUUGGCUUCAAAAUGAAAAUUCCGAGAUACCCAAAGUAUUGAGAGAAAAGAGAAGACCAAAAGAUUUUAUUGAUCAUCCAGUUUUCGAUCGUAAAACAUCCCUACCGAUUCUAUCGUUUCCAAAACUAAAUAUUUUUAAAGGGGGAACAGAAAAUGAAAGUAACAAGAUAUCAUGCGUAAAACUGAAUACAUUUAGAGGGCAGACACCAAUAUGUAUAUUCGAUCCAGAGAUAGAUAGAAUGAUAUCGUCCUAUGUAAAAGAUUAUGGAACGUGGGAACAAGAUUUGAUGAAUGAAACAGGACAGGUGCUCCUACAAAAACCUUAUCUGACCUUUGUUGACAUUGGAUGUAAUAUAGGAACUUUCACACUGUUCAGCGCUAAACUUGGAACUCGGGUCAUUGCUAUUGACAUUUUAGAAUCUGCACUAAACCUUGUGCACAAGUCUCUUUUAAAAGGCGGUUUGAAGCAAAAUGUAACCCUGGUAUUGAAUGCCAUAUCAGAUACAAGAGAAAACGUCAAGGUUCAUGUCGUGAAAGAAAACCCUGGAGGAAGCUAUAUAGAGCAAAAUAACACAAGUGAUAAGUCCGUCGAUGCUAUACUGUUAGACGACUUGAUAAGUCUUGUAGGACCGGGUUCCGUUUUCUUAAAAAUGGACAUAGAAGGUAAUGAGCACAAAGCUUUGAAAGGAGGAAGUAGAUUUUUCCAAGUUUUAAACGUGGAACAUAUCUUUAUGGAAUGGAUGCUACACAGAUACAGUCCUAAUGGAAAAGAAAUCGUCCAUUUUUUGCUCAGAAAUGGCAUGUUGCCUUACGAAAGCUUGUCAAGACAAACCCCGCUGGACCUAAAAAGAUCAUACCAGUGGCCAGAUAAUAUAUUCUGGAGCAAAAGAUGAAAGAAAAUACAUCCUAACUGUCUUGUCGAAAGAACAGUAGACUGAACAUCAUACUUGAUGUUUAAGACAUGGACUGAACAUUUUUCGCAAUUUGAAGUGGUGUAAAAAAUCGUGGAUGAAACACAUGGUUUGAAUCAAAAGUCCAGUGCAAUCAAUUGAAUGAAACAAAAACCAUUAUAUAGUCUAUAUUUCCAACAGAGAUACUAAUAGACAAGAGUUGAGUAUUGUUUUGAUAACGACCAUUCCUUCAUGUCCUUACGGGAUAGGAUCGGGUAGGGAAAAUAUGUAGUAUUCACAUACAUCUUACAUCCCUAAACAAUAACAAAUAUAUGUGAAAAAAAGGAUUAAUUUCCUAUGAUGUCAUAUCGUACUGAAUAGUUUAAGACAUUAUUACAAUGGCACUAUACAGCUACUUCACCGAUUUAAAGGACAAAUCUAACCCUCUGGUUUCGGAUUACUGCAUAAAUUCGAGUCGUUGAAAAAGGGUUAUUGCUGUCGUCUGUCUACUUUAUGCACGACAUGCAAAUAAAUUAUUAAGAAAUCAAUGGUUUCUGUAUGUAAAUCGUAUCAACAUUAACAACAAAAGGCAGGGAUAUACUGUUACCCGAAACUUUUUUCCGUAUUUCAGAUUAAAAAUAUCUUACUAGUAUUUUA